Molecule: messenger RNA, 1328 nt
Organism: Rhizophagus irregularis DAOM 181602=DAOM 197198
Lineage: Eukaryota; Fungi; Glomeromycota; Glomeromycetes; Glomerales; Glomeraceae
Source: RefSeq, a predicted model, not a curated record
AGCGUGAUUAAAGCGUCCAUCCAGUAAUGUUUUAAUUGGAUAACCAACAAAAAAAAUAUGGAUCAUCAAUUAUGACAUCGACACAAUCUUUUUCGACUUCUCGUCCACAAACAAAAACAAUGGAGUUAAGAAUUCGAGAUAAAAAUAGUAAGAUUCAUACUAUUACAACGUUAAAUGAACAAGCCUCAUUCAAGGAAUUAAAAGAAGAAAUAUCAAAACUAACAGGAGUUUUACUUCCGUACCAAGAACUAAAAAUAGGAUAUCCGCCACGAAUAUGUAAAGCUAAAAAUGAAGACACUUUGGCUUCAGCUGGAUUGUUGAACGGCGAUAUUAUUAUUCUAACCGAAAUAUCUUCAACAGAAGUAGUAAAGGGUACUCCAACAAUAUCAGCACCCGCACCCGCACCCGCACAUGCUCUACAUACACCUACAGUCCCUUCAACAGCUAGCAAGUCCAGUUCAAAAGAUGUUAUAUCCAUUCCUACGGAAAAUGGAUUUUUCAUUUUAAGAGAAAUGCCUGACGAUAAUUCAUGUCUGUUUCGUGCUAUUGGUUAUGUAUUGGAUAGAUCGACUGAUACAGUACAACAUUUGAGACAAAUUGUUAUUGAUCACAUAAGGAAAAAUCCCGACCAUUUUUCAGAUGUAGUUUUGGGGAAACCAAGAGAAGAAUACUGUUCUUGGAUUGCACGAAAAGAUAGUUGGGGAGGUGCGAUUGAACUUUCUAUUUUUGCAUCUCAUUACAAAGUUGAAAUUUGUAGUGUUGAUGUAAGGAGUGGAAGAAUUGAUCGAUUUGGUCAAGGGCAAUAUGAUCAAUAUGUAUUUGUAAUUUACAGUGGUAUUCAUUAUGAUGCCAUCGCUUUAACUCCAAUACUUGAUGCAGGCCAAGAAUAUGACCAAACAAUUUUCAAUAUAACCGAUGAUGUAACUCUAAAAGCAGUAUCAGCUGUUGCCAAUAAGAUGAAACAAUUGCAUAAAUAUACAUAUACAGCUGAUUUUACUUUAAAAUGCGGCCAAUGUGGACAUGGAUUAAAAGGAGAAAAAGAAGCUGUACAACAUGCUCAAUCAACAGGACAUACAAAGUUUGUUGAGUACGAGUAGUCCAUCUAAAAACUUUAUUGAAUGGUAUCAAUGAAUUUAAUAAUUGAACCUAACUAUAAUUAAUAUCUAAUACUACAAAUUCCCUUUUACCUGGUGAUCACAACAAACCUGCUAAAAUAUAUUUUAUCAUAAAAACUCUUUUGAUAAAGCAUUUAUGUUUACAAUAAUUAUAAAAGAAUUAUAUUUGUAAAUUUUUUUCCUAAAAAUAAUAAAAUAAUUCUGCUAUUACUA